AUGAGCACCGAAGACGGCGAACGCAGUGGACGCCCAAAAGAGGCUGUCACCGAGGAAAACAUUAAAAAAGUUCACAAAAUAAUUUUGAAUGACCGUAAAGUGAAGUUGAUCGAGAUAGAAGACAUUGUGAAGAUAUCAUCUGAACGUGUACAUCAUAUCAUUCACGAAUAUUCGUACAUGAGAAAGCUGUGUGCAAAAUGGGUGCAGCUCGAGCUUACAAUCGAUCAAAAGCAACAAUGUGUUAAUGAUUCUGAUCAGUGUUUGAAGCUGUUCAAGCGCAAUAAACCUGAAUUUUUGCGCCGAUAUGUGACAAUGGAUGAAACAUGGUUCCAUCAUUUCACUCUGGAUUCCAAUCGACAGUCAGCUGAGUGGACUGCAUACGAUGACCCGAAUCCAAAGAGAGGCAAAGCACAACAGUCAGCUGGCAAGGUUAUGGCAUCAGUAUUCUGGGAUGCGCAAGGUAUAAUAUUCAUUGAUUACCUCCAAAAGGGCCAGAGCAUCAACAGCGAUUUUUAUAUAGCGUUAUUGGAUCGUUUAAAGGAUGAAAUCGUUAAAAAACGGCUCCAUUUGAAGAAGAAAAAAGUGCUGUUUCAUCAAGACAAUGCACCGUGUCACAAAUCAAUGAAAUCAAUGUCAAAAUUGCAUUAA
This is a messenger RNA of Aethina tumida (small hive beetle), 648 nucleotides long. Its product is annotated as histone-lysine N-methyltransferase SETMAR-like. Lineage: Eukaryota; Metazoa; Arthropoda; Insecta; Coleoptera; Nitidulidae. The record is from RefSeq and is a predicted model, not a curated record. Bases 1 to 648 code for a protein of 215 amino acids. Gene Ontology annotation, molecular function: nucleic acid binding. The transcript has a single exon.